GUCUGCUUGAAUUUGGACGGUAAUUAAAAGUUUCUCGCACCAUAGUAUUUCUCCCCCAUCAUCUCUUUACCUUUCUUCUCUCUCCUCCCUAGCCUUCUUACUCGACGAUUUCUCUAAUCUGCUCUCGAGUUCUGGUAUUCGAUGGCAUCCAAGCUUCGUCAGUUGCAGUCCAAGGCUUGUCAGGCUACUCAGUUCCUCUCCAAGCAUGGUGAAGUUUAUUACAAACAGAUGAUAGAACAGAACAAGGAACACAUUCAAGAGCCUGCAACUGUUGAGACUUGCAAUCGAUUAGCAAAACAGUUGUUUUACACUCGUUUUGCCAGCUUACCUGGUCGUCGUGAGGCAUUCUGGAAAGAAGUCGAGCAAGUUAAGCAGGUAUGGAAGAACAGGAAGGACGUGAAAGUUGAAGAAGUUGGAAUUGCAACUUUGUUUGGGCUCGAAUGCUUUGCAUGGUUUUGUGCAGGUGAAAUAGUAGGACGCGGAUUUACCUUCACCGGCUAUAAAGUCUAACUUUGACUUCCACAUCAAUGUGACUCGCCAUUGAGACAAUUUGGCUUCUUUCCAUUCUCUUUGUCCCCAAAUACUUGGUUGAGUUUAAGUUUUUUUUUUUUUUUGAAAAAUAGUAGACACAAUGAGGAUUUUUGACAUCAAUCAAAGGAAUGAAGUUUAGUUCCAUUGAAAUAUCUCUCUAGUCUCUAUUUAAGAAGAUACAUAAAUAAAAGGCAAAUUUCAUACUCUGAUAUUUUGGCUGUUGAUUGCUGGUGUUAGCGAAAAACAAUGUAUUUGACUUUGAAUGGAUUGAUAGUGAAUAACUCUUUUCUUCAGGUC
This is a messenger RNA of Amaranthus tricolor (Joseph's coat), 828 nucleotides long. RefSeq lists its product as uncharacterized. The record is from RefSeq and is a predicted model, not a curated record. NCBI's taxonomy places the organism in Eukaryota, Viridiplantae, Streptophyta, Magnoliopsida, Caryophyllales, Amaranthaceae. The transcript is spliced from 3 exons. Bases 142 to 510 code for a protein of 122 amino acids. Gene Ontology annotation, molecular function: proton transmembrane transporter activity. Gene Ontology annotation, biological process: proton motive force-driven ATP synthesis.